Messenger RNA from Paramecium sonneborni, 12114 nucleotides. Lineage: Eukaryota; Ciliophora; Oligohymenophorea; Peniculida; Parameciidae. The record is from the annotation of a GenBank genome assembly.
AUGUUCAAAUAGAAUUUGAUCAUUUUAAUACUUAUAUUUCAUUGUAGAGCUCGGAAUAAUUGUAGUUUGUAUCCUUUCAAUCCUAUUUUAUGUAUUUAGGAAACAAAAAUAAAUUAUUGUAAGUUAUUCUAUGAUUAAGGUCAAUAUAACUAUGCUGAAAAUAAAUGUAUUGAAUUCAAUUAAUAGGAUUAUGGUUGCAAGAAUAAUUUAAAUAAAAAUUCUUGCAUAGCAUAAUUGAGUGAUUAAUAAAAAAAUGAAGUGAGAUGUAAAAUUAUAGAAUAUAUAUAUAGGUUUAUUUCAGAAUAAAUGUAUAUAAGCUUCUAAUUUUCAUUUGAAAACUUUAGGAUGUAAUGAGAACUAUUCUAAGUUUUCUUGUUUGAAUGUAAUUAAUGAAGAUUGUAUUUGGGAAGAAAAAUGCUUAAAAUAUUAAGUAUAAGAUUUUGUAAAAGAGAGAAUUGAUUGUGAAACUUAUUAUAAUCGAUAAGUAUCAUCUUCAAUGUGUGCAAAAAUAGAAAAUUAUAAAUGUAAUUGUAAUAAUUAUUAGAUAGGUUUGCAUGGAGGACUUAUUAACGAUUACAAAUGUAUAACGAUAUAAGAAAGUUAGUUGUCAGAGAUAAGUUGUUUUGAAAAAGGUUUAAAUAAAAGAGGAUGCCUUUCAAUUAUAACUAAAGAUUAAACUUGUAUUAUAAUAUAUUUAAAAAAAGGUAUCUUUAAAAAUAAUCAUUGUCUGUCUGUAAACGUAAGUUUAUUAGAUUCUUGUAAUUAUAACAUAAACAGAUAAGCUUGUCUCUCUUCAAAGAUGAAUAAAUAAUUAUGUGAAUGGACUGGACUGUAUUGUAGAAUAUAUCUAAAUAAUAAUUAUCAAUGUAAUUAAAUAGUUAAUGUUAAUCAUUAUGUUUGUUAAAACUAUGAUGGUAUGUGUUUAUAUAACAGCGAAACAUAAAGUUGCGAAGAAGUAUCUCUGUAAUAAUUAAAUAAUAUUGAUUGCUCUACUUUAGGUUUAAGUAAAAAAGCGUGUUUGCUAAUUAAAAAUAAUUAUUGCACUUUUUAUAGAGGAUUUUGUGAAACGUUAACAGAAGAAGAUUUAAAUGUAUUCAAAUGUGAUAUGUUAUUAAAUGAAGACUCUUGUACUAGUAUAAAAACUCAAUUUUAAUAUUGUAAAUGGGAUGGAAUAAAAUGCGAUCGAAUUUUUAUAAAUUAAGAUUAGAAUUGCUAAGAAAAUAAUUAAUUUAAAUAUAAUGGUUUAUAUUGUUAGAAUAUAUCAAAAAAUAAAGUUGUUUGUAAAUAUGAUUCUUCAUCAAGGCAAUGUGUACCAAGUUCUAAAGAUGAUUAUUGUAAUUCACCUUAUUUAAAUUUUUUUGGUUGUUUAAGUAUAACAAGACAUAAAUAAACUUGUUAAUGGACUAAUAAUGGUUGUAUUCUACUUACAAUAUUCCCAUUUAAAACUACUUGUGAUAGUUUAGGAUAUGCAAAUUAUAAUUCAUGUUCUUAAGUAAUAGAAAAUCUUUAAUCUGGUUGUUAUUAUGAUGAGUAAAUACAAAAAUGCAAAAAUGUGGACUUAUCAAUAAAUUCUAAACAAUUUUUGGUAUCAAUAGAUUGUGAAAAAAAAUCAUUAGGAUUGAAUAGAAUACUUUGUGCUAGUAUAAUAAAACCUUAGACAGCUUGUAGAUGGCAUUAAAAUGAAUGUGUUAAAAUUAAUAAUUCUAAAGAAAUUUCAGAUGUUUCAUGUUAAGAAAUGUUAUUUUCAAAUUCAUAAACUUGUGCUAUGAUUUAAUUUAAUUAAGAACCUUGUAGAUUUGAAGAAUCUGCUAAAGGAUGCAUUAAUUCUGUUAAAUCAAAAUUUAGUUGUGAUUCUCCUGGUUUGAAUUCAUUUGCAUGUAGUUAAUUAGAAGAUUAAUGUUACUUUAGCACAGAUACCUUUUAAUGUAGACUUUUUACAAAAUAAGAUUCUCAAUAAAAUGAAAAUUAGGAUGGUUCUGAUAAUAGUCUAUAAUUAAUAAAUAGUUUUAAUUCAUUAGAAUGUGUAUUGAGUUCUCCUACUAAAAAAAUAUGCUUAUAAAUAGUUAAAAAGGGUUAAUUAUGUUAAUGGAAGGAUAAAUUAGAUUAAUGUGGAGAUAUCAUUGUGAGUAUGAAUUAAAAAUGCACAGAUUUUGUUAAUGUUAAUAGUAAUGUAUGUGCAUCUGUUGUGAUGGAUAAUCCAGAUCAUAUACCUUAUAAUCUAAAAGAAAAAGUUGGUUAUUGCAAAUAUAGUUCUCUUACUGGUUCUUGUUAAGUUUUAGAUGGUAAAGAACUUUGUGAAACUUAAUGUUGUACUGAAACUAGAUGGAGAGGAAUCAAUUAACAUUCUUGUAGUCGUUUAACUAAUAAAACUAGUGCAUAUUGUUAUUUUGAAAAUUAUUAAUGUAAAGAAUUAACAUCCGAUUUGGUAGAUAUUACAAAUGAGUAAGCUGUAAAAUAAUACUUUAAUGCUAAUCAAUUCAUGUGUUCAUAAAUGGGUAAAAAUUCAUGUCAUAUGAUUGAAUGGUCAACUUAAUAAUUAUGUUAUUAUAAUGGUGUAUCAUGUAUUAAUGUAAAUUAUGAGAAUUAUAAAAAUUUUAAAGUUUUUACAAUGGAACCUGCAAUUUUAAAUAGUUAUGCUUGUUUAGCUAUUGAAGCUUCUUUGACAUUUAUGAAUAUUGAGAAAUUUUUUGAAUAUGACUAUAUUAAUCAUCGUUGUAAAAGUGUAUAGUAACUAACUACUUUUCAAUAUCAGAGUUGUGAACAGGUUAUCGGAAAUUCAAAUAUGUGUUUAAGAUUUACAGAAAAUCUUUAUUGCUAAUGGGAUAAAAAGCUUUUAAAAUGUAUUACAAUACCUUUAGAGGAUUUAGCAGAAAUGGCAAGUUGCGAUCUGAAUUAGAAUAUUAAAGCAUGUAAAGAAAAUAUUCAUUCACCAUGCUUUUUCUCAUUUGAUUUAGAUAAAUGUAUAAGAGCAGUUACGUAUGUAAAUUGUAACUAUUUUGAUUCAAAAGGUCCAGUCAGCUAAAAGGUUUGUUAAUUAAUAGACUUUCCAUAAUAAUAAUGUGAAUGGUCAAAUUACACAUGUAUAACGACAGAUAAAACAUCAGAAUUAUGUGAUGUAAUUGGAGCAAACUAAUUUACAUGUUAUAAAAAUACGAAAGGAAAAUGUAGAUGGAGUAAAGAAGCUUCUAUAUGUUAUGAAAUUCCAAAAUAAUAGAAUAUUUCAGAAUUAGGUUGUGAAGAUAAUCUGAAUUAAUCUUUAUGUAAAUUAAUAACAAGAGAAGCUUGUAUAUGGGAUGAUACAAAAUUUGACUGUUCACUAUUUUAAAGUAUAUCAUAUAGUGAUUUUUAAAAAUUGAACAGAAAUAAUUUAUAUACUGAGAGAGCAUGUAGAAAAAUCUCAGGAGCUGGCAUUAAGUAUGAUGAUAAAAAUAACAAGUGCACUUAUGUCUAAGAUACGAAUAAAAAUAAUCCUUGUGAAACUAUGACUAAUGACUAUGCUUGCCUAUAUUUAACAAGAGGAUCUUAAUGUGUAUAUGAUAUAACUAAAACUCCUCCUUGUUAAUAAUUUACAGAUGAAUAAACUCAAUGUACGACUUCUAAAAAUAUUAAUAUCGAAAUUUGUAUGAAAAUUCCAAAAUAAUGUUAUUUCUCUAAAUUGAAAUUAUAAUGUUUAAUUGCAGAAAUACCUUCCUCUUAAACUUGUUCUUCCUUAAAUUCAUAAUUAAAUUUUGGUAAUCAUUAUAAUAAAUUAUCAUGUUCUUCUAUAAGUUAACUUAGAACUGAACCUUAUUCUAAAAAUUAAUGUUAUUAAGAAUAAGAUGAGAUAUAGUAAUGCAAUUAAGAGAGAUUUUGUGAAUGGGAUAAUUAAUUAUAUGGAUGUAAGGUAAAGGAGUUAAAUAUACUAUUUUUUGAUAGAGAAAAUACAGUAAAAGGAUAUAUUUAUGAAUAUAAAUUUUCAAAUGAUGAUUGUCAAGAAGAUUAUGAUUGCAAUUAAACUGUUAAAAUACCAGAGGAAUAUUUUUUAAAUAUUUGGAAAGAAGGAACACCUUCCUCUCUAUAAUGUGGUGUUAAAAAAAGAUGUUAAUAUUAAAAUAAAGCUUGUAAAACAAAAUCUGAUUGUCUUAAAAUAUAUAGUAUCUCUAAAUCAAUAAAUGAAGAAGGAAUACAAAUUGAUGGAGUAAAACUUGAUUAAGAUUGUAAUUUUAAAUGCUAAAAGCAAGAUUAAAUCAUCUGUAAUUAAAAUGACACAUAAUAAUUAUAAGAAAUUAUUAAAGCCUCUUAAGUUUAAAGUUAAAAAUGUGUGGGAAUUUGUGAAAGUUAAUCUAAAGAUAACAAACCAUGUAUUCAAGAUAAAGAGUGUGGUUCAAUUCAAGUAUUUAAUGAAACUACAAGUAUCUAUCAAACUAAAUNUUUACAUGUUAUAAAAAUACGAAAGGAAAAUGUAGAUGGAGUAAAGAAGCUUCUAUAUGUUAUGAAAUUCCAAAAUAAUAGAAUAUUUCAGAAUUAGGUUGUGAAGAUAAUCUGAAUUAAUCUUUAUGUAAAUUAAUAACAAGAGAAGCUUGUAUAUGGGAUGAUACAAAAUUUGACUGUUCACUAUUUUAAAGUAUAUCAUAUAGUGAUUUUUAAAAAUUGAACAGAAAUAAUUUAUAUACUGAGAGAGCAUGUAGAAAAAUCUCAGGAGCUGGCAUUAAGUAUGAUGAUAAAAAUAACAAGUGCACUUAUGUCUAAGAUACGAAUAAAAAUAAUCCUUGUGAAACUAUGACUAAUGACUAUGCUUGCCUAUAUUUAACAAGAGGAUCUUAAUGUGUAUAUGAUAUAACUAAAACUCCUCCUUGUUAAUAAUUUACAGAUGAAUAAACUCAAUGUACGACUUCUAAAAAUAUUAAUAUCGAAAUUUGUAUGAAAAUUCCAAAAUAAUGUUAUUUCUCUAAAUUGAAAUUAUAAUGUUUAAUUGCAGAAAUACCUUCCUCUUAAACUUGUUCUUCCUUAAAUUCAUAAUUAAAUUUUGGUAAUCAUUAUAAUAAAUUAUCAUGUUCUUCUAUAAGUUAACUUAGAACUGAACCUUAUUCUAAAAAUUAAUGUUAUUAAGAAUAAGAUGAGAUAUAGUAAUGCAAUUAAGAGAGAUUUUGUGAAUGGGAUAAUUAAUUAUAUGGAUGUAAGGUAAAGGAGUUAAAUAUACUAUUUUUUGAUAGAGAAAAUACAGUAAAAGGAUAUAUUUAUGAAUAUAAAUUUUCAAAUGAUGAUUGUCAAGAAGAUUAUGAUUGCAAUUAAACUGUUAAAAUACCAGAGGAAUAUUUUUUAAAUAUUUGGAAAGAAGGAACACCUUCCUCUCUAUAAUGUGGUGUUAAAAAAAGAUGUUAAUAUUAAAAUAAAGCUUGUAAAACAAAAUCUGAUUGUCUUAAAAUAUAUAGUAUCUCUAAAUCAAUAAAUGAAGAAGGAAUACAAAUUGAUGGAGUAAAACUUGAUUAAGAUUGUAAUUUUAAAUGCUAAAAGCAAGAUUAAAUCAUCUGUAAUUAAAAUGACACAUAAUAAUUAUAAGAAAUUAUUAAAGCCUCUUAAGUUUAAAGUUAAAAAUGUGUGGGAAUUUGUGAAAGUUAAUCUAAAGAUAACAAACCAUGUAUUCAAGAUAAAGAGUGUGGUUCAAUUCAAGUAUUUAAUGAAACUACAAGUAUCUAUCAAACUAAAUAAAGUUUAUGUUAAAAUAAAAAAUGCGCUUAAGGUAAAAAUAGUUGCAGUGGGUAGAGUGAUUGUCCUGAUUAUGUUGAACCAAGAUGGGAAACAAAAGUUGUUGAAUGCGCACAAAAAGAUAUCUUCACAAUAAAACCCUUGUGCAAAGGAUUUGGUUUCAUUGCAUUAAAAUGUAAUAAUACUUACUCUAAAGCUCUUUGUUUGUAUGGAGUCUUAGAAGAAUGUAUUUUUGAUUUAAAUCAAGGAGGAUGUAUUUAAUUAAAAGGAAAUGAAAAUAAAAUACCUGAUUGUUCUGCAAUAUCAAGUAGAUGUAAACCUAAAUAAGAAGCUUUGGAUUGUGAUUCAACAAAACCAAUAUGUAAAAAUAGUACUUUAUGUGAAUCAACUAAUCUAAAUUCUUGUUUAAACAGUUUAAACAAAAAAGUAAUUUGCUAAGCUGGAUAAAUGGAAAUAAUUCCAAAUUAAAAGUCAUGUUAUUCAUUAUAAAGAUAAAUUUAAAUAUGUGAACCAUUAAAACUACCUGAAGGUCUUUUAUGUGAAUCUUUUACUGAUAAUGUUUCUCCUGCAUUAUGUGCAUCAGCUAUUAAUAAUUGUAGAUUUCACUCUUUUGCUUGUGUGUCUACUAUUCCUAAAAAUGAAAAUAACAAAUGUAUUUGUGAUUCCAGUUUCAGCAAAUCACUUUGUGAAGAAUGCAAUUGUUUUUUUGAUUUUGUUGGAUAUUGUUAACAAUAGUAAGAAGUUCCUUAACUUAAACAAGAUCAAUCAAAUAAAUACUUUUUAUGUUAUGAAGUCAAUUUACUAAAUAUCGCAGAUAAAUCACGUAUAUGUGCUUUAGUUGAACAAGCUUGCAAAUUUUAUGAAAUUUGUGAAGAUGCAACUAAUUAUACCUGUGAACAAUUAAAUGGAUAUAUUACAAGUAUCAAAGCAUGUACUAAAUGUGAAGGGUAUAGCACUUAAUAUAGUCUUGAUGAUCAUAUUUGUAGAUUUGCUAUUCUAAGUUAAAAAAAAUGUGAUUUAUUAAAUAGAUAGGGAUGCUUAUAAAAAACAAAAGGAAUAAUGUGUAAAUGGGAAGAUUAUAAAUGCAAGGAAAUAACAUAAAUAACAGGUUCUGAUAUAAGAGAUUGUUCAAUUUACAAUAGAGAGGCUUGUAUAGAAUUUUAACAUGAUUGUUGGUUUGAUUUGGAUAUUGGAUAUUGUACAUAAUUUGAUCCAAAUAAAGGGUCUUGUAAUUUAUUAUUAAAUGAAGAUCUUUGCAUGUUUUCAUUAAAAGAAUCUUGCUUAUGGGAUUCUAAUAUUAAAAUUUGUGUACAAAAUGAAAAAUCGGUUAGUGAUUGUAAAGAAUUAAAUAAAUAUGGAUGCUUAAAUCAAUAAAUUUUAUUAUGUGUUUGGUCAGAUUUAUAUAAAUGUUUGGAGGCUGAUUUUGAUGAAAAUGCUGAUUCUUGUGAUAGUCCUAUAAAAGAAUUUAAAGAAUCCUUUUAAAGGUCUUAUGUAACACAUUACAGCAAAAAAAUAUGUUCAUCAAUUAAGAUUAAUUUAAAUUGUUUUUAAGAUAAUUAUUAUUAAUGCAGAGAAACUAUUGUUACUGAUAUUAUUAAAUGUGAUAGUAAUGGAUUAAAUAGAUUUGGUUGUUUAAAUAGAUCAUCUGGUAAAUGUUAGUAUGUAGAUUAAGAAUAAUUAUGUAAAUACAAUUUAAAUGAUCAAAUAGGAUGUUUAGAUUCGUUAAAUGAAGAAGCUUGUAACAGUUAAAAACUAACUUGUAAAUUUGAGAAAAAUACUUGUUCUCCUCUUUCAUUAAAGAAUUUAUCUGAAAUAUUAGAUACAAAUUAAACUUAUUAAUAUUCAAAAAGUGUUUGUAGUUCAUUAGAUAAUGAUCAUUUAGAAAGUUUAAUAUUUAGUGAAGUUUAAAAAAGAUGUCUCUUAAUUUCACAUAAAUAACCUUUUAUUGAUUAUUGUACUAAAUUUGUUGGUAAUAAGUACGCUUGUUUAUAAAAAACAACAUCACCUUGCGAAUACAAUAAUUUAGAUAAAACAUGUUUUGCAACAUCAUAAGUCAUAUUAAAAACACCUUUAAACUGUUUUACUGAAAAAGAUAUAAAUUGGGUAACUUGUAUAUCAUUAUUUUCAAAAUGCAAAUUUAUUAAUAAUAAAUGUUAGGCAAUUAAUUCAAAUGAUAGUUGUGAAUCUCUUUAAAAUUAAAAUGCAAUUGUAAAUGCAUCAAUUUGUGCUACUAGAACAGAUAAAAAAUGCAAAUUAAAUGUUAAUUCUAAUACUUGCGAAGUAAUUCAAGAUAAUUUUUAAUAAUUAAAUAUUUAAUCAUAUCUUUAAUGUUCUACUCCUGGUUUAAAUAAAAUUGGAUGCAUAUUUAUAACUAAAGGUUACCAAUGCAGAUUUUCUAAUAAUUAAUGUAUUUUUGAUUUUGGAUAAGCACUUUGUAAUGAUUUUAUAAAUGAAGAUAAAUGUUAUUAAAUUAAAACUAAGGGACAAUAUUGCAAAUUUGAUGAUAAAGGUUGUCAGUAAAUUACAAAUCGUUAGGAAUUAAAUAAAUGCAAUCAUGAAUUCAAAACAAAUCCUGUUACAUGCUCAGCUAGUUAAGAUAUUGCAUGUCAUUAUAAUAUUAUUGAAUAAUAAUGUUAAGAGUUUAAAAAUCCAUCCUCACCAUUAAAGUCAAAUUUAGGACAAAACUUUUUUAUUUCUAAUCUUUUAUCUUUUAAUUCUUAAGCAUGUUAAAUAAAUAAUAUCCUUAGACUUUCUGAAAAAAAUAUUAAUUCUUCCUUAGAUUAAGAAUAAAGUCUUAUUUUUUUAAAGACAAAAUGGACAAAUUAGUGUGUUGAAAUAGUUUCAACAGAUAUUAAUACAUUAAAAUGUAAUGAUUAAGUAAAUGAAAAAACAUGUUUAGAAAUUAGAACUCCUUUUUAAUAUUGUUAGUUUAUAAAUUAGAAAUGUCAAUUUUAAGAUUUAAAUAAGUUUAAAUAAACCUAAUGCAAUUUAAUUCAGAAAAUUAAUUCUGGAAUAUUUUGUUAAAUAAAUGAAGUAUACCUUUGUGAAUUUAAAGAGUCUACCUAAUCAUGUUAAGAUGUUGAUCCAAACAUUAAUCCAGAAAACAUUAAAUGUGUUGAUGAAAAUCCAAGUACUGUUGGAUAUAGUAAGAAGGCAUGUAAAUUAAAUAUAUAAAAUUGUAAUUUUAUUGAUGGAUGUUAUUAAAUUGCUGCAACAAAUAAUAUUAAAUUUUGUAAUUAAUUUUAAGAAGACAAUUGUAAUUAAGCAAAAAGAGAAGGUUGUAAAAUUGAUUAAAAAUAAUGCUUAGCGAUUACUUCUGAUGAAUAUUCUACAUUAUAAUGUAGUUAAGCUGCAAAUAAAAUUGGAUGUUUAAAUAUUACGUCUAAAAAAUAAUUUUGUAAGUAUGAAGGUGAAAUUUGUAAAUUCAUCAAAAUAGAGGGUCCAUAUGGUUAUUGUUUAAAUUUAUAGUAAAUUAAUAGUUAUGUAUUUUGUGAAAACACUUUUGAUAUCCCUUGUUAAUUUAAUGCUUAUGAAUAUAAAUGUGAAUAAACAAAUAGUGAUAGUUAUUUACCAUGUAUUAGAGGUUUAAAUCAAAUUGCAUGUUUGACUUCUACAAAAUAAACUUUAUAAUGUUAAUUUUAUCAUUAUUGUUAUGGACCUAAUUAUGAUAUUCUUAAUUGUAAAUCUACACACAUUAAUGAUUGUUGCUUAUUAGCAAAUACGAUUGAGAGUUGUUUAUUUUAGGAUUAAUUUUCAUGUUAAUGGCAAAAUGAAUAGUGUUCCGAAUUUUCAGAAUAGUAUGGAAACUAAACCUGUGAAAUAUUAACAAAUGUUUCUAGAAAAGUUUGUUAUGAAAAAGAAAACUCUAAUUGCAUUUUCGAUAUAGAUUAGUUAAAAUGUAUAGAGAUUAAUCCAGAAACAUGUGAUUAAGUUUAAACAAAAGAACAAUGUAAUAAAUUGUAAGAUUUGCCAUGUUAUUGGGAUAUUGUUAAAUUAUAAUGUUUAUUUAAAGAUAAAAAUUCAAAUGAUGGAUGUUAAGAUAUAUAAGAUUAAUGGGGAAGUUAAAGAGCAUGCUUGGAUGUUGAAAGAUAAGGCCAAAUGUGUAUAUUUGAUUAAAUAUGUAUUACAUAUGUGCAAACUUAAGACAUUGGUUGUUCGAAACAAUUAAAUAGAUAAUCUUGCUUAAAGUAAGUAUUCCAUUAAUGUUUUUGGAAUGUUUAUCAAGUUGAAGUUAAAAAAUAUAGUCAAAGCAAAUCAAAAGAUACAAUUGAAUUUGGCAUUUGUCUUGAAUAUAAUUAAGAAUCCAAUUCUAAAUGCAAUUCUAAUCUUAGUUAUUUAGCUUGCUUAAAUAUUAAUACACCUAAUAUUUUUUGUAAAUGGGAAGAUUAUGAAUGUAAAGACGUUAAAAAUAAUUCAAUAUUUACUCUAAGAUCUUUUUCUUAAGUAAAUUGUAAUACUUGUGGUAUAAUAAAUGAUGGUUCUCAUGCAAUGUGUGAUAUUAAGAAUUUUAAAUGUUAGAAUAUACAAUAAUAAAAGAUUAAUUUAUGUGAUUUACCUGGUAUGAAUAGAGAAGCCUGUUUUCAUGUAAAAGGUUAACCAUGUAAAUGGAAUGACAUAACAAAAAGAUGUCUAAAAUAAAAUGAAUCUGUUGAUUCAAAAAAACUAAAUUCAUAAGAUAGUUGCAAAUUAACAGAUGUUAAUAUUGAAGUAUGUUCUAAAUUAUAUAUACCACUUCCUUGUGGAUUUUUUGGAAGUUAUUGUGAUUAAAUUGAUCUAAAUUAAAUAUCUUGUGAUUAUCCAGGAUUAAAUUAGUAUGCAUGUCUUAAUAUUAAAAAUUAUCCUUGUGGAUGGAUUUAUGAUGAUAUACUAUAAAAUUAUGAAUGUAAAUUUAUCUAAGAUUUUGAUACAUGCUUAGGAUAUCAAUAUUUUGUUAACCCUUUUGUAUGUACUUAAAUUAUUGAUGGUCCAUGUUUUUAUAAUUAAAAUUUAAAUAAUUGUGUUUUACUUUAGCAAACACAAACUUAAUGUAAUUUAAUAGGAAUAAAUAAUAUUGGAUGCUCUUUUAUAGAAAAUUGUGUUUUUUUUAAUGGUAAUUGUGUUAAAUAUGAUAAAACAAUGAACUUAAGCUGUGAAGAUGCUUUAUUUUCAAAUUAUUAGGUUUGCUCAUAAAUAGAAAAAAACAGAUGUAAAUAUAACAUUUUAGGAUAUGGUUGCAUAUCAUCAGAAAUGUAGGACUUAUGUUCUACAAAAGGAAUUAAUUAGAUUGGAUGUAAUGAUUUAAUAGAAUGCUAAUGGAAUAUAUCUAAAUGUUAAUGCAAAUCGAUGAUAACUAAAUAUCCUGAAUGUGAUUUGAUUAAAGAUUCAAAAAAAUGCUAAAGUUUAAACUAUUGUUAUAUUUAUGCAUCUAAUUCUUAAUAUGCUAUUGACAUUACUUAAUAGAUAAUAAAUUAAAAUUUAGCAAAAUGCCUGAGAAAAACAUGUGCUUAUUAUUUAAUAGAUGAAUGCGAUAGUCAAUAAAUUGAUACAGAUAUUUGUUAUAUAAAUUCUAAGAAUGAAUGUAAGUAAGCUAGUAGAUGUGAAGAAAUUAUUUCACCAAUGAAUGAUUGUUAGAAGUACAUUAUAAAAAAUAAAUAAUGUUUGAUUGGCUAUAAUACUAAUAAUUGUAUAGCUUCACCAGAAUGUGAAAUAUUGGAUAAGGAUACCUGCUUGUAAUUUACAGAUGAUUGUUUUUACGAAUCUGCUUGUAAAACAUUAGAUUGCCGAUAUUUCACAACAGAAAAGAAAUGUAUUAAAAAAAAUUGUGAAUGGUAAAAAUAGAAUAAAGUUUGCAUCAAUUCAAAAUUAUGUGCUUCUCUUGAUAAAGAGUUUUGUAUGAAUAGUAAAUAAAAUGGAAAAUAGUGUGUUUUAAUAGGGGAGGAAGGAGAGAAUCAAUUUUGUACAGAUAUUGGAUGUAGAUAUUUGUAAAUAAAAUAUUCUUUAUGCAAUGGAGCUUAAAUAGGGGAAGAGGCUUGUGUUACUUUAUCAGAUUCAAGUUGUGUAAGUUGUGAAGAAAUUAUAGAUCCUUGUAUUUGUUUAUUAUAUCAAGAUUCUUGUGAAUAUGAUCGCUUUUAUAAUAUGUGUAAGUCUAUUACAUGUGAAAGUUUUAAUGAAGAAACAUGUCCCUCUACUAGAUGUUAAUUUGAUUUGAACAAUUAAGUAUUUUUAUUAAUUCAUCUUUUUUAGGUAUGCAUUCCAUUUUGUUAAAAUAAUUACAAUCCAAAAUAAUGCAAUAUUUAUGAGUUUAGCUGUUAUUGGAAUUAUGAUUAAUAAUUAUGUAUUUAAAUCAAGGCCUCCAAAAUUCAAAAACAACCAGAAAACAAUAUUCAAAUUUUUAAUGUUCAUCAAUUGGUUUUGAGAUUGACGAUACUCUUUUUAAUUUUGGAAUUCUGA